This is a messenger RNA of Pangasianodon hypophthalmus (striped catfish), 693 nucleotides long. RefSeq names its product ATPase H+ transporting V0 subunit e1 (gene atp6v0e1). Lineage: Eukaryota; Metazoa; Chordata; Actinopteri; Siluriformes; Pangasiidae. The transcript has 4 exons. Gene Ontology annotation, biological process: proton transmembrane transport. Gene Ontology annotation, cellular component: proton-transporting V-type ATPase, V0 domain. Gene Ontology annotation, molecular function: proton-transporting ATPase activity, rotational mechanism. Bases 129 to 374 code for a protein of 81 amino acids. The record is from RefSeq and is a predicted model, not a curated record.
GCCUACCUCCUGUAGUCACGUGACCGUCAGUCAUCGCUGUUGUGAAGUUUGUGGAAGUUAGUCAAAUCCGCUUCAGCUUCUUGUUCUAUUAAAAUUACUGUCCUGUGUCUUUGUUUGAAAAGAAAACAAUGGCGGAAAUGUCUUUAGUGAUCUCAGUAAGCGUAAUGACCGUGUUUUGGGGCAUUGUUGGAGGACUGGUGCCGUGGUUUAUUCCUAAAGGACCGAAUCGGGGAGUUAUUGUGGUCAUGUUGGUGCUAACUGCAGUUUGCUGCUACCUCUUCUGGCUGAUUGCUUUUCUGGCCCAGCUGAACCCGCUGCUUGGGCCGACGCUCAGCAAUGACACAAUAUGGUACCUCUAUUAUCACUGGGGAUAAUUUAUAAUCAUAGUCUCCUUGUCUGUCAGAUGCGUGUAUAUGGCCAAAGGUUCACUUCACUUUCUCACAAAGGGAAGAAGGAAUCCAUACGGUGCCUGUGUGUGUAGUAAGACUUGAUGUAUAGAUUUGCUUGGUCGUCUUUUGAAGAAAAUAAUGAACAAACUGAAAAUGAUGUGUACUUUGUUUUGUAUUUCUGUGCAUUGCCAAAACCAUGUCCUUGUAUUUGAAGUAUUUACUCUGUGUCUCUGUUAAUGCAUUUCCUUGUCAUUUUGUAUUAAUGUAACUAAAAACGUGGAAUAAAGAUCUCUAGACAAUGUAA